AUGACUACAUAUCCAAUAAUAGAGAAGUUUACUUUAUCGUUUUCAAAUAUUUCAACUGAAAUCUAUUCUCUAAUUAAUUCAAUUCGACCUGAUUGGAAUUCAUCGAAUACUCGUUUAGUAACUUUUACCGAGGGUUUAACAAAUGUAAUCGUAGGUCUUUUUGAUAAUAGAAAUCCUGACGAUGAAUCUAAAACGUUGAUUAUUAAAAUUUAUGGUGCUCAGACAGAAUCGUUUAUUGACCGAGAAUCUGAAAUAAAUGCUAUGAAAAUAUUAUCUGAACACGGUGUUUUCUCCCAACGUAUUCUUAUUCAAUUUAAUAAUGGGAUCAUAUAUGAAUAUGCAUCAGGGCAAACAUGUUCAAGAGAAAAUGUAAGAAAAGAGAAUAUUGUACGUUUGAUUGCACUUAAACUUGCCCAAAUGCAUAAUGUACCAGUUCAAAGAGCUGAGAAACCUUAUAUUAUUAUAUCAUUACGUCGAUUUAUUCAGUUGCUUGAUGGAAGUUCAUUUGAUUUAUCUUCAAUUCGAUCAGAUGUUGAUGCAAUAGAAGAACGAAUUCUUCCUCGUCUUAUUUCAAAUGCUGAAUUAGGCAAAGAUCUUGUAUUAUGUCACAAUGAUUUACUUGUUAAAAAUAUAAUUUAUAACGAAAAAACGGCAACAGUAUCAUUUAUUGAUUUUGAAUAUGCGCAUUUUAAUUAUGCUUUAUUUGAUAUUGCAAAUCAUUUUGUUGAGUAUGCUGGUGUCGAUAAUGCAGAUUUUACUAUAUAUCCAGGCCGAGAAGAACAAAAAAAAUGGUUAGAAAUCUAUUUUCAAGCUCGUGGAAUGAGUCAAAAAAUAAUUGAUGACGAUCUAUGUCAUCUUGUUGACCAAUUUUCGGCUUUAGCACAAUUAAUGUGGGGACUUUGGGGAUUAGUUCAAGCACGUAUAUCACAAUUGGAUUUUGAUUAUGUAAAUUAUGCAAAAAUGAGACUAGAUUGUUAUGAAAAUUUACGAUCAAAGCUUUUUGAAAAAGAAUAA
Rotaria socialis is the source of this 1014-nucleotide messenger RNA. The record is from the annotation of a GenBank genome assembly. Lineage: Eukaryota; Metazoa; Rotifera; Eurotatoria; Philodinida; Philodinidae.